Nezara viridula (southern green stink bug) is the source of this 3021-nucleotide messenger RNA. NCBI's taxonomy places the organism in Eukaryota, Metazoa, Arthropoda, Insecta, Hemiptera, Pentatomidae. The record is from the annotation of a GenBank genome assembly.
CGUCAAUGUGGAAGGUUUCACAGAGGUUUCUAUGAUACCUCUGCAUCUGUGAUUGUAUGUGUUAUUCUGAGUUCCUGUGUUGUUGACGGUUCAUACUAAAUAUUUUGUUGGUUUUAUGUCAAAUUACUGUGUAAAGCUCAUGACUUCGUUUAUUAGGUUAAAGAAAUUAACAUGACAUUCAUCGGAAUUGGAAAAAGAAGAAUUUUUUUUAGAGCAUUUGUGCUUUUCUCAAUUGUAUUUUUUGUUUGGAUUUGUUUUGUGCCAAAAGAAAGGAAAUUACCUUUAGAGGAAAAAAAUGAAAUAUCUGAUUUUGAUGAUGGUGAAGCGAUAACAUCGGUGAGAUGGAAUGAGGAAAUGGAGGCGGCAUUGUUGUUCGAUGCCCAAAAACAAAUGCCUGGGCUUGGCGACAAAGGGGAAGCUGUUACUUUGGCUCCUUUAGAGGAGCAAAAAGCUGAAGCUGUGAUGAAGAAAGAAGGUUUCAAUCUAAUCCUCAGCGACAAGAUUAUGUACAAUAGAACUAUAUUAGACGCAAGGCAUCCAGAAUGCUUAAAAAUGAAAUAUCCUGAAGAUCUACCCUCCGCUAGUGUUAUCAUAGUAUUUACCAAUGAAAGGUGGUCCUCCCUGAUAAGAACAAUCCACAGCGUCUUUAAUAGAUCUCCUAAGCAUUUAUUGAAGGAAUUAAUACUUGUUGAUGAUGCAAGUGAUCAUGAGGAGUUGCAAGAAAAAUUAGAGUAUUACAUAGCAACCAGGCUUCCCAAAAAAAUUACUCUUGUUAGGUUGCCUAAAAGGUCAGGUUUGAUAAAGGCAAGGCUUGAAGGAGCGAAACAGGCUAAGGGAGCUGUUCUAGUUUUUUUGGAUGCUCACUGCGAAGUAGGAAUUGAUUGGUUACAACCUCUCCUCGCAAGGAUAAAAGAAUCAAGAAAGUCAGUUGUUGUUCCGAUUAUUGAUGUGAUCCAUGAUAAAACUUUUGAAUAUCAAAACAAUGGUGGCUCAUUUGACUUUGAACUUGGUGGAUUCACAUGGAGUGGGCAUUUCACAUGGAUACCAAUAUCACAAGAAGAGGAACGUAGACGUGGCAGCCCUUCUUCCCCAACAAGAACUCCAACCAUGGCUGGUGGUUUGUUGGCAAUUGAAACGAAAUAUUUUUGGGAAAUUGGGUCAUACGACCCUGAUAUGGACAUCUGGGGAGGAGAAAAUUUGGAAAUGUCUUUCAGAGUAUGGCAGUGUGGUGGAUACCUAGAAACAAUACCUUGCUCUCGUGUUGGACAUAUUUUUAGAAAUUUUCAUCCUUAUACAUUCCCAGGUAAUAAAGAUACACAUGGUAUCAAUACAGCUAGGAUGGCCAAAGUUUGGAUGGAUGAUUAUAAAAGGCUUUUCUUUAAACAUCGACCAGAGUUGGAGGAUAUAGAUAUUGGAAAUAUUACUGGAAGAAUUGAACUUAGAAAAAAAUUGAAGUGUAAAGAUUUUAAAUGGUAUUUAACUCAUGUUUACAAGAAUAAGUUUGUACUUGAUGAAAAUGUUCAGGCAUAUGGCAGGGUUAUGACACAUGCCAAUCGGUUGUGCCUUGACAAUUUACAAAACUCAGAAGAGGAUAAGCAUCCCUUAGGUAUCUACUCCUGUCACAAUGAACUUUAUAUGAGUCAGUUCUUUUCACUAAGUAAUGCUGGUGAAUUGAGAAGAGAAUUCGUGUGUGCCGAAGUUAGUACUGCCAAGAUGGAAGUUGAAAUGUACAAAUGUCAUGGAGGUCACAACCAAAAAUGGACUUACACAUCGAACCAUGCUCUCAUGCACAUUGACACACGGCUCUGCUUAGAUUCCGAAGGUACAUGGUCUGGAAAGUUUGUUAAAGUUUCACCCUGCAACAAUUCAAAAACUCAGAAAUGGUCUUGGGAGUUCCUCACAUAGUAUAAAAUCCUCUUUUCUUACUAUCUUCCUUUGUGAUCUUCGAUGAUAUAAUGAAUUGUGAUAAUAUUUGUUGUAAUGAUGUCAAGAACUUUAUUUUCUCGAGGAAAAUAUUUAUAUUUUUUAAUAAGUCGGCUGACCUUGACACAUUUCAUCGUUAGUUUUAUGAAAGAUCUUACUUUAGUAAAUAAAAAUAAAAAAAAUCGUAGGACAAUAGAAUAAGAGGGAGAAUUUUCGGAAAAAUAUAUUUUUAUACAUCUUAGAGGAAAUCGAAGAAUAAAACAAUAUGUUGAUGAAAUUGAAGGCAUACAGAAACUUAAUUUGUGUUGAGAAAAAUUUUCUGAAGAGAGUAAACAAAAUGAACAUUAAGAAAUUCUUUUUUUUAGUUUUAUAACUUCAAGAAUAACUGUAAUGUUCCUGAAAAUAUAUUGUGUCAUAUCCUAAAUGUAAUCUAUUCAAUGUUUAAAAGAUUUAAUUGUUUAUCUUUUAUUCUAAUUAAAUUGGUUACAAUUUCUUGAUGAAGGAUAUAUUUAUAUUUUAUUAAUAACUGCAUUUAUUUUUAUUAUCUAUUACCUAGUUAUAUCACACGAAAUUCAUCGGCUGUUUUGUAUUACAAUUAUGAAACAUUGAUAGAUGCAAUAUAAUUUUAUUAUUUUGCCAAAGGAUCUUUGGCUCUUAUGUAGUCUUCCAAUAAUUUUUUUUAAAAAUGAGAUGAGUACUGGAAAACAUUGAAUUAUCAUAUUGCUAAGUAUUCAGCUUUUUAUAAAAUAGUUCAAGUCUAGAAUACUAGUAAAUAGUCCUUUGGUUGGGCUGGUUGUUAAUGAAGAACUUGAAUAGUCAGUACAAUUUAUAUAUUGUAGUACAUAAAUAAUAAUUAUGUUAGAGAAAAGGUUCAUACUUACAUUUCUAAAUUAAAAUUAUACUCUAAUUAUUACUUUGUCAAUUAAUGAAUUGUUGAAUUAAUUCAUAUUUUAUUAAUAUCACCUCCAAAACUGACAUUUUGUGUGAUAUAAUUUUUUUUAUAAAUACAAAUGAUACAUUCCAUGGAAAAUUUCAUUUUUGCUUAUGGUUGUGUAUAAUAGUGAUACAAUUUUUUGAGAUUUUUUAUAUAACAAAAAA